AUGCCCCUGCUUGAUCCGGACGCAGACCGGCACUACAAAUUCUUGGGUACCAUUGUUGGACGAGCUUUGCGGGCCGAGAUGCUGGUUGAUUUGACGUUUUGUAACUUUUUCCUCACCCAAAUCCUGGGCGGGCGCGUUUCGCUGAACGAACUGCGAGACCUGGACGCCGAGCUCUAUCAAAACCUGGUGCAGGUCAAGGACUAUGCUGGCGACGUAUCUGAGCUUGAUCUGACCUUUACAGUCGCGGGCUCCGAGGUGACAGGACACCGCCUUUACAAUCUUGUGCCAGACGGUGCAAACGUGGCCGUGACCAAUGAGAACCGCAUUCGCUAUGUCUACCACAUGGCCGAUUUUUAUCUGCGCCGGCGUACCCGCCAACAAAUUGUUGCAUUCCAACAGGGCUUGGAACAGGCGGUACCUGCUGCGCUGCUGCGUCUCUUUGCCCCAGCCGAGUUGCGUAAGCUGAUCCGAGGCGAGAAGCAAGUGAUUGAUGUGGAGGAGUUUCGACGCCACGUCGUGUACAACGGCUUCAGGGCUGAUGAUGUGCCCAUUCAACUCUUCUGGUCGGUGGUGCAUGAGAUGGACAACGAUGCACGUGAGCAGCUGCUGCGCUUCAUCACAAGUUGCCCACGCCCGCCCAUUCUGGGGUUCCAAGCCAUGCAUCCGCGAAUUGCCAUUGCCAACAGCCAGGAUCCCUCGCGUCUGCCGUCGGCUGCAACCUGCAUGAACCUACUCAAGCUUCCACCUUACACGUCACGCGAGAUUCUGAAGGAUCGGCUGUACAAAGCUAUUUACGAAACGGAGGGUUUUGGGCUGAGCUGA
Molecule: messenger RNA, 822 nt
Organism: Monosiga brevicollis MX1
Lineage: Eukaryota; Choanoflagellata; Craspedida; Salpingoecidae
Exons: 1
Coding region: 1-822 (273 amino acids)
Biological process (GO): protein polyubiquitination; ubiquitin-dependent protein catabolic process
Molecular function (GO): ubiquitin protein ligase activity
Source: RefSeq, a predicted model, not a curated record